This is a messenger RNA of Aphanomyces invadans, 1832 nucleotides long. RefSeq lists its product as hypothetical. Lineage: Eukaryota; Oomycota; Saprolegniomycetes; Saprolegniales; Verrucalvaceae. The record is from RefSeq and is a predicted model, not a curated record. The transcript is spliced from 14 exons. The coding region runs from base 1 to 1758 and encodes 585 amino acids.
AUGCCCCCAACGCGUGACGGCUCCGCGGGGACUUGGAUCGAUGCGACGCGAGCGGAGCUUACAUCUACCGAUGAAUGGAACGCUCUGACGAGCGUCAUCUACGAUCGUGUGCAAGAGAGGCUGAAGAGCUGCAAGACAAAGCAAUUCGCGGACCUCUCCGUCGAUGAGCGCGCGCUCGUAAUGGCGCAAGUGGAAAUCGAGCUCUUGCAGCAUCAAGCAUACGGCGCUUUUGUCAAGCGGCUAACGCACACGAUGGAUGCACACUUAACGAAAGAUGUGGACACAGCGUUUGUGCGGCCCGGCAAUACGCUCACAAAACAAGGUCUGGCCAUGGAGUCCGCCGCGAAAGCCGCCAGUGCACUCGUCCAGGACCUUCCUGUAGAGCACCGUAGCAUGCUGCGUCUGCUAUUCAACCAGCCAUUUCCGCCAUCGUUCCGACCGGAGGCGUGGAAACUCUUCUUGAGCGAUCCGACCGCUCGAUUCAAGUACGAAUCCAAGUGCGCCGUCAACCGAAUCAGUACGAUCUCGGUACUCGAUGCACAACUCACACUCAAGUGUCAAACGGUCCUCGACACCUUCCCCAGCUUCGUUCCGUUGCAGUCGCAAAACACCGUGAUGGCCAUGAAGACAGCGCUCUCUUACAUCCACACAAUCACGCCGGACGCGCUCGACACGAUGGGGGAUGCGUACUACGCUUUGAUCCUCCCGUUGUUGUUGGUUUGGCGCGUCACAGACGCCAGCAGUUUGGUCGAGGCGUAUUCUGUGCUGCUCGCCCUUGCACGCCCGGUGGUCCUGGAUGACGCUUUCACGUCGACCGUCGUCCAUCGGCUCAACUCUAUCGACGCCUCGUUCGUCGCUGCGCUCACAGCCCUCUUUCCACCCGAGUCCCCGCCCCUGGCAUCGUGGACGGAGAUGCUCCAGCCUCACGCCGACCGCGUCUUUGUCGGCGUCACGACCCCCGACACGCUGCUCUUCAUCUGGGACCAACUCUUUCUUGUGGGUCAUGGCCGGCUGCUGCCAGAGCUGUGCGCGGCCUUCUUGACCAUCCUCCAACCGCAGUGGACUUUCUGCACAACCUUUGCCAGUCUUGUAUCGACCAUUACGUCGCUGAGCGCGACCGUGCAAGUGUGGCAGCUUCAAGACUGGAUCACCAAAUACGCAGCGACGAGUCUUUGCCACGACUUGGACAUUGAGACGGUCUCUACGGACUAUCUCACUGCCCCGUCGUCGGAAUUGUCGCCAAGAGUCAACUCCCCCGCCCAUGAGCCUCUUGAGGCUCCAUCGUCUGCCCCCCCGAUGACUGGUCGUCGAUCCGCCCCAACGAGUCCCCGUCGAGGUGUCCCUCCCGGCCCUCCCUCCAUUGCCGAAAACAUCUUUGCCCCAUUCGUGGUCGAAUUCGAAUCGGCCUUGACUGCCUUGUUCGCGGGCACUCGCGACGGCGACAUGGAGCAGCAGUGCAUCGACCUGAAAAUGGCGGCAGAGGCACACGCCAAUGGGUUUGACAGCCACGUGCGGGCGUUCCAAGAUGCCAUCACGUCAGUCUUUCUCGACAACAGCCCGCCCAUUCGGAGCGCCGCGACCGCCGAGGAGUGUUUUCAGGCCGACUUGGUGGUGCAAUGCCAAAAAGCCGUGUUUGGCCGCACGUACACGCCGAUCGACGUGCGCGACCUCACUGGCAAGGCCAAGGCAUCGUAUGAGAAGAAGCUGCCGAAGUACGUGGCUGCCUACACCCAGAAGCUGGCGAAAGCCCGCAAAUGAGCAGGUCGUGCUUAUGUGUCGUUAAGCGCCAUGUCUGUGGACGAAAAUCGACGCAGCGCCGGCGCCGCCGACGC